UUGGAAUUGACUUGGAUCCAUGUUUUUCCAUACUUGAUCAUGGAACCCUUCUUGCAAAGAAUGUUCAGUAUUUCAAAUGGCCAUCCAGUGAAGAAUCCUUUACCUAGAUCUAUCGUUUCUGAGAAGAAGUUGCAGCUGAGGCACGCAUCUAUGUAUUCUGAUCCUGACAGCCAGAGUACAUACACCAGCGUCAUCCCCCCACCUCCCAGCAGGACGCAAGUCAAAAAGGUCUCCACAAGUGUACCUCAUGAUGUGAUAGGGCAGCGUGUAGCAGCAGCAGAACGCCAGGAUUCUACAUCCCCAGUUAUAUCUCCUCACCAAUCACCACCAACUUCACCAGUUACUUGGAGGAAACACAGCAAGCAGCAUCCGAGUGGAGGUAAUACGGGACUCAAGCAGGGACUGGGCUUCCUUUGGAAGAGCACAGCUGGCUCUUGA
Rhincodon typus (whale shark) is the source of this 438-nucleotide messenger RNA. RefSeq names its product ralBP1-associated Eps domain-containing protein 1-like. The coding region runs from base 40 to 438 and encodes 132 amino acids. The transcript has 3 exons. The record is from RefSeq and is a predicted model, not a curated record. NCBI's taxonomy places the organism in Eukaryota, Metazoa, Chordata, Chondrichthyes, Orectolobiformes, Rhincodontidae.